AAUAGGUUGUAUUAGGUAAGAUAGGUAAACAUGCCGUUGUCGGAAAUUGUGAGUGGAUUAUCAACGAAUCCAUAUUUUGGAGCUGGCUUCGGUCUAUUCGGCAUAGGCGCUGGGGCUGCAAUUUUACGGAAAGGCGCCCAAGGUGCUUUAGUUCUAUUCCGGCGACAUAUGAUGAUCACAUUGGAGGUGCCAUGCCGUGAUAAGUCAUAUCAAUGGCUGUUGCAAUGGAUUACCGUAAGAGGAGCAAAGGAAACGCAACAUCUGAGCGUGGAGACUUCUUUCAUACAAAAAGAAACUGGCCAAAUACGCACAAAGUAUGAUUUUAUUCCUAGUAUUGGGAAACAUUUAAUGCGCUACAAAGGCAUUUGGAUUCAGGUGGAGCGAACGCGGGAGCAACAAACGUUGGACUUACAUAUGGGUGUGCCUUGGGAGAGUGUUACAUUAACAGCAUUUGGUCGUAAUAAACAAUUGUAUUUCGAUAUCUUGGAGGAAGCACGCAUGCUGGCACUGGAAGCUACCGAAGGAAAAACUCUGAUGUACACAGCUAUGGGUUCAGAAUGGCGGCAAUUUGGGCACCCGCGUCGCAGACGUCCGCUCUCAUCUGUUGUACUCGAGAAAGGUGUUGCGGAGCGAAUCGUUACAGAUUGUAAAGAAUUUAUAGGCAACUCUCAGUGGUAUAUUGAUCGUGGUAUACCUUAUCGUCGAGGCUAUUUGCUGUACGGACCACCGGGUUGUGGAAAAUCCAGCUUUAUCACUGCUCUAGCGGGAGAACUGGAAUAUGGUAUUUGUUUACUCAAUUUGUCCGAACGUGGUCUAACCGAUGACAGGCUAAACCAUCUAUUAAACGUCGCACCCGAACAAUCUAUUAUACUAUUGGAGGAUGUAGAUGCCGCUUUUACAUCGCGCGAAGACGUCAAGAAACAGGCGGCAGCUUUCGAAGGACUUAAUCGUAUAACUUUUAGCGGUUUACUCAACUGUCUAGAUGGUGUUGCCUCAACAGAAGCACGAAUUGUUUUCAUGACAACAAAUUACUUGGAUCGUUUAGAUCCUGCACUGAUACGACCCGGUCGUGUUGAUGUUAAGGAAUACGUUGGCUAUUGCGAUGCACAUCAGCUAGAGGAAAUGUUUCUACGCUUCUAUGGCAGACAAGAAAAAUUUCCACAAAAAGUAGCGAAAGAGUUUGCACAAUGUGUGUUGGCUGAUGGUCGAAAUGCAAGUCCUGCACAAGUACAGGGCUAUUUCAUGCGUCAUAAGACUGCCACAUCGACGAAGGUGCUCGAACAUACCGCUGAAAUAUGGGAGGGUAGCUUGUCUACAGCAUUACCAAAAGAACCACUUGCGGUGCAAGCAAACGCUGCGUAGUUAAUAAUUAAUUACUCGCAAUAUGAAACAAAUAUACCAUUGUAGAGUGCGUAUUUACAUAUGUAUGUAUGUUUUUAAAUUAGUAACUUAAAAUUACUUCCGUUAAUUUAUUAAUAAAAAUAACUAAUUUCAGUUUUUACGCAUAAAACGUUA
Molecule: messenger RNA, 1515 nt
Organism: Anastrepha obliqua
Lineage: Eukaryota; Metazoa; Arthropoda; Insecta; Diptera; Tephritidae
Gene: Bcs1
Product: mitochondrial chaperone BCS1
Exons: 1
Coding region: 31-1362 (443 amino acids)
Biological process (GO): mitochondrial respiratory chain complex III assembly; protein insertion into mitochondrial inner membrane from matrix
Cellular component (GO): mitochondrial inner membrane
Molecular function (GO): ATP binding; ATP hydrolysis activity
Source: RefSeq, a predicted model, not a curated record